Molecule: messenger RNA, 1732 nt
Organism: Pocillopora meandrina
Lineage: Eukaryota; Metazoa; Cnidaria; Anthozoa; Scleractinia; Pocilloporidae
Source: the annotation of a GenBank genome assembly
AUGGCGCAACAAAAUAAGGCAAAUAAGGAAGACAGAGACGAAAGUCAAAAAGAGGUUGAAAUCGGUGCGAAAUGUCGGGGACCUGGGCCGGCGAAAUAUCUUCUUCCUGGAACCAUUGGAGUUAAAGGCCAUGAUAUUCGCAAGCACCGAUGUCCCGCAUUUAGUUUUGGCCAACGACAUAAGGAAUUUUCGUCUAGCAUUAGUCCUGGUCCAAAGUACAUGUUCACCGCCUAUGUAACACGGAAUGGAAGGGAAGCAGCCCCAGCGUUUUCACUUUACAGUCGCACAACAGAUAAGGUCAACCUUUACACACCCGGCCCAGGUAAUCGGGAAAAACCAUUUGAUAACUAUUAUUUUUGAUACAAAGGAAGUAGGGUUUACGCUUCUGUUGCCAUAAACAGACAAAUUGAGGUUCUUGUGUGAAAGUAAAGGAUGACAAGUAUUUUUGCCGGAAGUGAUUGUUUGAAAAGCGGAGAUGACAUGUAUUUUGGCGCCCUCUGCGUCGUUUCUUACGACAAAAGCUCUUUAGGUUUGAAAGGACUACCAUUGACUAUGAACGAAGAAAAGUAAAAUCUUUUUUUGAACAGGUCAAUCCUGCUGAAUAUUAACUUAACUCAAAUUAGCCACGAUUACUGUUUCCCGCACUUGUGGUUAGUUGUUCCUCCAUGGUGACCUCUAUUUGUUUGUUAGCUUGUUUAUUUUACCUGGCUAAAAUGUACAACACUCAGAUUCGUUGUUUUUUUUUUUUUUUUUUUUUUCAGGACAAUACUCUCCAGAAAAAUUCCAUCCACCCCACGAACGAAGCGAGCCAAGUUUCACCUUUGGGAAACGUACCAAAAUAUUAUUUAAGGACCCCACCCCCUCACCAAAUUCCUACUCCCUCCCACCCCUCAUAGGACCAAAGGGUGUUAACAAGGCCUCAGCCCCGGCUUACUCGUUAAGCGGACGCUCUGGUAUUGGCGGAUUCAGUGAAGAUCUCAAAAAGGUUAAUCAGUUAUUGUUUAUUGAGAAGUACCCAUAUAUCGCAGAUAAUUUUUUUGUCGUUGUAAUUUAAUGUAAAAGUAACGCACAGUACCAAGUGGCAGUGGCAAGGGGUCGAAUGACCAGAGUGACCUUUAUUAGAUAUUUUAGUCUAUUCUUGAGCGAGACACUAGAUGGAUAGAUCAAAUGAUUGUGAGAUGGCGCAGUUUAGAUUCGAUUCAGAAGUCCAUCAGUUCGGAAAUGAUAAGUAAGAACUGGUCCAUGUCCAUGUCCAUAUCAAUGUUCAUGUGUGUGCACGAGAUAUGCUGUUAGUAAAAUGAGCAGGAGUGCGAUUUAAAACGCCAGACGAGGCAUAACUUUUUCCCUGACAACCGCAACAUCCGCCUGCGCUUGCUUGCCAUUUUUCCGGGCGGUUCUUUUUCGUUCGUCUCCACUUCCUGAGAGCCUACCUCAGGCUGUUUUUUAGCCUCUCAACUAUCAAUUACACCGUUCCGUGAUGCAAAUUUUUCUUUUUUUGUUUGUUUGUUUGUUUGUUUGUUUGUUUCAUUGUCUGUUUAUCUCGACGAAGACACCCGGCCCAGGAACUUACGAGGUAACUCAUCCUAAUACAAGCAGAAAGAGAAUGCCAGCAUACACUAUGAAUGGACGAAACUACAUGCCAACAGAUACAACAUUAAAACCAGGACCGGGACAACACAGCCCUGAAAAGGUAGGCUUGCAUAACUUAGGACUGACUGUGGUAAGUAUUUAA